AUACGCUACCAUGAAGAGCAAUGAGCUUUGUUGGUAAAUUAACGCAAACGCAUAGUUCGAGAGCACUCAGUUAUAGAUAAAUUUAUUACUGGCAUUAAACUAAAAUUUCGAAAGUUUUUGUUUAGUCAAAUUUGUGAAUUCUUUGAAUAAACACUGCCCGCUUUGCGUGAACGGAUGCCGAAAACGAAUUGUCUGAAAUGUCCGAAAACUUAAAUGAAUUCAACGCCGAUGAAUUGCAGGCACCUGAAUGGUUGAAUGAUGACUUCUUUCUGAAAGUGUUGACAAACUGUGAAAACAAAACAAACAAAAUCAUCUUGAAUAAUGCGAAAAUAUCGCCGGCCUCCAUGAAGGGGGAUCACUAUGCGAGUGUUAUGUUUCGUGCGUUGUUGGACUAUGAUUUGGAUGGCGUUGCACAAACGAAGUCGGUGAUCGUGAAAACGAUGCCCGAAACGGAGGGGCACAAAAAGGAAAUGUUAGGCAAAUCGAAUAUUUUCGAAACGGAAAUAAAUAUGUACACCGAUGUUAUACCACGUUUUGAACAGAUUUUACGAGAUUGUGGUGAUAAUACGGUACUUGGUGCGCCUUGCCUAUACAGCUCUCUGCAACCUGAACAAGUCAUUGUAUUUGAAGAUCUUGUACCCAGCGGUUAUGAAGUGGUGCGGGAUCGCGUGCUCAAUGAGACGGAGGUGAAGGCGGCAUAUGAAAAGUUGGCCAAAUGGCAUGCUGUUAGUUACAAAAUUGGUCUGGAGGAGCCGCAUUAUUUUGACGAAUUCAGACGAGGCAUAUUUACAUUGUCAAACAUAGUUGACGAACCUUUCAUAACCGAUGGUAUAAUAAAUUUUGUAGAUAUGUUGAAAGCAACACCAUCUCUGCAAGAAUACUUGCCAUACUUCGAAGCAAUGAAGCCAAAACUCUUGGACAAGUGUCGCGCCUCUUUUGCUGAAUACCGUGAGGCGCCGCAAGAGAACGCUUGCUAUGCGCUUUGUCAUGGUGAUUUUCAUUCGAAGAAUAUGAUGUUUAAAUACCAGAGUGAAAGCAGAGAACUGAAAGAUGUAAUGCUCUUGGAUUUUCAAAUGUCAUAUUUUGGUCCCCUUGUGAAUGAUUUGAUUUAUUCGCUUUAUUUACUGUUGGAUGAGAAUCUGCGCUUAGAGUUCAAUACUAUGUUGUACUACUAUUACACGGUAUUCAAAAGUACUUUAAUUAAAAUCGGCUACAAUGGCACAUUACCAACACUUAUGCAGCUACGUCUAGAUUAUUACCGUUGUAAGGACUUUGAGAUUUUUCUUGUUGUAACAUUUUUACCAAUGUGGUAUGCAAUGAAUGACAAGAUCGAUGAUAUUGAAACUGUUAUGACAUCCGGUGACUUUCGGCGAAGAUUGUACUAUUCAAAGGAUUAUAUAAAAUAUUUGGAACAGGCAUUACCACGCUAUCUGCAUUUAGGUUACCUUGAAGAUUAGUUUUGCUAGGAACAAUUAAAAAAAUGAAAUAAAUGAAUAAAUAAAACCUGAAGUCUUACAUGAUCAAUAAAGUAUAUUUUUAC
Ceratitis capitata (Mediterranean fruit fly) is the source of this 1540-nucleotide messenger RNA. RefSeq lists its product as uncharacterized. The record is from RefSeq and is a predicted model, not a curated record. The transcript has 4 exons. The coding region runs from base 198 to 1457 and encodes 419 amino acids. Lineage: Eukaryota; Metazoa; Arthropoda; Insecta; Diptera; Tephritidae.